AUGGAUGGCCAGGAAGUGCAAGUGCCAACUGAGCUUGAUGCGCGAGUGGAGACCAUUCGCAUCUCUGUCGCCAACCAGCUGGGCAUCAGCUCUCACCGAAUUAAACUCGCUGCUGGUGCAGACGCUUUGAACAACGAAAGAACACUCAGGGAGUGCGGUCUGGAAGCGGAUGCCGUGGUGUCAGUGAUCGUGUUGCCGCCGCUCUACGGCGCGCUGGGGCGUGCGGGCAUCGCUGCCCCCGGGGAGGUCAUGGCAGCGAAGAUGGAGCUCCACGAUGCUCUGGCGCAAGCUGGAAAGCUGACGCCCAUUCACAGCUGA
This is a messenger RNA of Effrenium voratum, 318 nucleotides long. The record is from the annotation of a GenBank genome assembly. Lineage: Eukaryota; Dinophyceae; Suessiales; Symbiodiniaceae.